Caenorhabditis remanei is the source of this 1332-nucleotide messenger RNA. RefSeq lists its product as uncharacterized. The transcript has 3 exons. Bases 1 to 1332 code for a protein of 443 amino acids. The record is from RefSeq and is a predicted model, not a curated record. Lineage: Eukaryota; Metazoa; Nematoda; Chromadorea; Rhabditida; Rhabditidae.
AUGAAAAUCGAGUACAUUCCCCACCCGGAAGAAAUUGAAAUUCAACCAAAAGAUUUCAUCUAUGUCAAUUAUCGGAAAAUUGAUAAUUACGCAGUUUCAGGAUAUUUCACAUUUCUCAGCACUGCUGUCGGUGUAAAAGUUGAGAAGAUAAUUACAAAGCGGCUUAGUUAUCUGGGAAAUAAGUUCAAGCACAAACUACAUAAUAUGAUUCAUUCUCAGUUGAUUGGCGGAUGUGGAAAAUAUAUUGAAUCACUAAUUGGAUUAGAAGAAUUAUGCGAUGGAUGUGAGAAGUGUUCAAAUAUUGCCAAGACGUGUCUAGAGUAUGGUCCAUUGAGAUUGAGUACACUACAAACUAUGACUUAUUCAAAGAACUACAAGAAACUGCAUGUGACUGAUAAACUAUUCGAAGACAUUGCAGAGUACUGUAUCUCUAAGUCAAAAAACAAAGAAGGAUGUUUCAAAGAACUGGAUGAAACUAUUCUUUCGACAAUCUCUUGUGAUAAACUUGUCAUAUGGGUUAAUGAGUCCAGAUUACACCCGAAUGAAGAAACGCGUAACCACAUGCAUAUGCCACGAGAAGUUAUCGAUAUCAUUCUGAGAAAAUGGAAUGUGAAAUCAGUCAAACUCAACAUGAUAUUUUAUACGAAUGGAGGAUUAUGCAGUGUCGACUGGUUACAGUAUAAUUAUUUUACUCCAGUCAGACUAAAUGACCCAUAUUCGAUAACUGAGAAGUCCUCAGAUCUGAAAUUUAGUCAUGUCGAUGUGAGAAUGUCUGAUUCCAUAUAUUGUGUGAGAGGAUUCGGAAACCACCAUUCAGAAAUAAUAGUACCCAGAGGAUACCACAACUUCAUUCCCAACAUCAGAAGAUUAUUCCCAACAGACAAAAUAUCGAUUGAUUUGUCACAUUGGUUUUACAUAGCAGAGACGGAUAUCGAGAAAAAGAUGUCAACUAUAUUACAAGUGGUCACCAUGGAAAAACAACGGAAAUUGAGUUUGAGUAUGAAGUUUUUCGUGAAGUCCAGUAUUGUCAAGAAAGUUAAUGAGGAGACGAAUAAGGCGGAGCUAAGAAAACUUGCUCCAAAGUACAGACACCGAAGAGUCAAUUUUCAAAGUUGUGUCAGGAGAUCACUGCCGAUUGAUGAUGUGGACCAGUAUCUGGAAGAGUUUAACCAAGAGAAAUGGAUUGGAAGACGGUUUCAGGUAGAGGAUAUUGAGAAUCUGUUUAAUUUCAAUUUGAAUGUUUAUAUCAAAGAAAAGGAACUGGAAGAGGGAUUCGAUAAACAACUGUUACAAGAAUAUCCUAAUUCAUUUGUUGGACACUUUUAUGAAUAA